GUGUUAUGGUACGGCAUUAGGUGUACAGGUCUAGGUGUUCAGAAGUCAUCAGCCUAAAUCUCACAUGGUGUUGGAUCACCUGAGAACAUAACCAUGAACACAGACCAUGGAGCCACAGAUGCUGAUCAGCUGACUGCCAACACAGCAUUUGUGGCAAUUGAUAAAGGGCUUCUCUCAGGAAAAGUCAAUGAACAAGUGGAGGCAAUUGUCAAGUUUCCAGCUCUUUUUGAUCGUCAUCCAUUUCCACUGCUGAUCAACUCGUCCAUGCUGAAGCUGGCGGAUGUCUUCCGCAUUGGGUCAAACUUCACUCGGCUCUGCAUCCUGCGCGUAUGUCAACAGAGCGAGCGCCACCUGGAUAAGAUCCUCAACGUGGACGAGGUCGUCCGCCGGAUCUUCUCUGUCACUCACUCCAACGACCCUGUGGCGCGCGGCCUGGCGCUCAGCACCCUGGGCAGCCUGAGCGCCAUCAUCCCGCAGCGCAAGCAGGUGCACCACAGCAUCCGACAGGCGCUCGACUCGCGGGACCCGGCCGAGCUGGAGGCCGGGAUCGUAGCCGCGCAGCGCUUCGCCGCCGUCUCCAAGACGUUCGCCACCAACAUCAGCGAGCGCAUCUCGGAGAUGGUGCAGGGCGUCACCACGCCCGUCGACAUCAAGCUCAAGCUGCUCAACAUCCUGCAGCACAUGCACCACGACACGCAGACGGCGGCCGCGGUGCGGACAGCUUGUCUCCGCCUCUUGCCCAGCUUUCCGUCGGAGCAGUUCGUCAUGACCACGCUGAACGUGCUCACCAAGCUUGCCGCGCAGACACUGGUGGACAUCCCGGAGCAGGUGGACCUGCUGUUGGGCUACCUGAACAACGACGUCCGCCGGGCGGUGAAGUCAGCCGUGCUGCGGGACCUGCUGGAGCUCUCCAGACAGGCGGCGCCGCUCUGGUCCCAGGAGAACCAGUCGUCGCUGAUCGAGUUCGCCGCCGGCACGCGCUACACGGCUGUGAAGACGGCGGCGCUCUCCGUGCUGGUGUGCCUGGCCCGCUCGGUCUCGGUGCGCCAGUUCGACCUGGCGCCGGACGGGCCACUGAUGAGACUCUGCCGCGCCGGCGCCUGCCACCAGGAGGCGCGCGUGGCCGGCCGCGCCGUCCAGCUGCUCACCGCGCUCGCCGUACACUGGUGA
Messenger RNA from Pollicipes pollicipes, 1170 nucleotides. Its product is annotated as integrator complex subunit 7. Gene Ontology annotation, biological process: snRNA 3'-end processing. Bases 94 to 1170 code for a protein of 358 amino acids. The transcript has 8 exons. NCBI's taxonomy places the organism in Eukaryota, Metazoa, Arthropoda, Thecostraca, Pollicipedomorpha, Pollicipedidae. Gene Ontology annotation, cellular component: integrator complex. The record is from RefSeq and is a predicted model, not a curated record.